UAUAGAAACAAUUUAUAAUGCCAUUUCAAAAUAAUUAAUUUAUUGUUCCAGCCGUGAGCCAUGUUAAACCAUUUAUCAUUUAAACACAAAAAUUGAAUAAACAAACAGAGGUUUUAAAGAAUAAUGAAAUAAAUAUAAGAUAAGCAGCCUACGUACACAGUUACUUAAAAAGUGAAAAGAAUUGCAAAAAUAGAGUGGAUCAAUACAUCCUACGCAACCUCUAUAAAAUACACCCUUAUACAAAACUAUUUAAAUAAAGUUUAUUUGUCAUAUUGAUUUAAAAAGAGAGAGUGUCGACGAGGAGAAUAAUUUUAAAAGAGAGUUACCAAUUUGAGCAUCUGUUUUUGUUAUUGUUUGUUUAAGAGCGUUGUGUUCGAUAAUCAAUAUGUCUUUUCGUAUGAAAGCUACUAAAUGUCCCACAGACGAACUGUCUUUAACCAAUAGAGCCAUUGUCAAUGGCAAUGAUUUUCCAGAUGACAUUAAAUACGCUGACAUUUCACCAGGCUCUGGUCAGCAUUAUAUAUUUGCUUUGGAACGCACACCAGAAGUGCCAAGGAGUCAUGUCGGUUUUUCUUUGGUGCAACGAAAAUGGGCGACUUUAUCGAUUAACCAGGAGAUUCAUGUGCGUCCAUAUCGCUUCGAUGGAAAUUCUGAUAUCAUAACUGUGGCUUCGUUCGAGACAGAUUUCCUACAAAAGAAGACCAUAUCUAAAGAACCAUAUGACACCGAUCAAAUGGCCAAAGAAUUUCUUAUGCAAUUUGCUGGUUUGGCCUUGACCGUUGGCCAAACUCUAGUGUUCAGCUUUCAAGAAAAAAAGCUACUGGGAUUGGCUGUAAAAACUUUAGAAGCAAUUGACCCGAAAGCAAUUGGGGAAGGAAAGGAAGCUUCCACUAAAAAUGUACGGUUUGGCCGCAUUACUGGCAACACUAUGAUACAAUUCGAAAAGGCGGAAAAUUCUUCAUUGAACUUGCAAGGCAAAUCAAAGGGCAAAGUAGUGCGUCAGUCAAUUAUCAAUCCUGAUUGGGAUUUUGGCAAAAUGGGUAUCGGCGGCUUGGAUAAAGAAUUCAAUGCUAUUUUCCGUCGUGCUUUUGCCUCAAGAGUCUUUCCUCCCGAAGUGGUUGAACAGCUGGGUUGCAAACAUGUCAAAGGUAUUUUGUUGUAUGGACCUCCUGGUACCGGCAAAACCUUAAUGGCUCGCCAAAUAGGCAAUAUGUUGAAUGCCCGUGAGCCGAAAAUUGUAAAUGGUCCGCAAGUAUUAGAUAAAUAUGUCGGCGAGUCCGAAGCUAAUAUAAGACGGUUGUUUGCCGAAGCUGAGGAAGAGGAAAAGAGGUUGGGUCCUAACAGCGGCCUACAUAUAAUUAUUUUCGAUGAAAUUGAUGCCAUUUGCAAAGCUCGUGGUUCAGUAGCGGGUAACAGCGGAGUCCAUGACACUGUAGUUAAUCAAUUGUUGGCUAAAAUCGACGGAGUGGAGCAAUUGAAUAAUAUUUUAGUUAUUGGUAUGACCAAUCGCCGUGACAUGAUUGAUGAGGCUUUACUACGCCCUGGCCGUUUGGAAGUGCAAAUGGAAAUCAGUUUGCCUAACGAAGUUGGAAGAGUACAAAUUCUAAAUAUUCACACGAAACGUAUGCGCGAUUUUAAUAAAAUUGCUGGAGAUGUGGAUACGAAAGAAAUCGCUGCCCUUACCAAAAAUUUCAGCGGCGCUGAAUUGGAAGGCUUAGUACGUGCUGCCCAAUCUACUGCUAUGAAUAGAUUGAUAAAAGCGGAUCAAAAGGUAUCCGUAGAUCCUGAAGCUAUGGAAAAAUUGAAAGUCACUAGAGCCGAUUUCUUGCAUGCUUUGGAAAAUGAUAUAAAACCGGCUUUUGGUACUGCGCAAGAGGUGUUAGAAAAUAUGUUAUCGCGUGGCAUUAUAAAUUGGGGCCAACCGGUGACAAACAUAUUGGAAGAUGGCAUGUUAUAUGUACAGCAAGCUAAAACCACUGAAUGCUCCGGUUUAGUAUCGAUUUUGAUUGAGGGUUCGCCUAAUUCAGGUAAAUCGGCCUUGGCUGCUAAACUAGCACAAAUGUCGGAUUUUCCUUUUGUCAAAGUAUGCUCGCCAGAAGAUAUGGUUGGGUAUACAGAGUCAGCUAAAUGCCUGUAUAUACGUAAAAUUUUCGAUGACGCUUACCGUUCCACACUAAGCUGCAUUGUGGUUGACAAUGUUGAACGCUUGUUGGAUUAUGGCCCCAUUGGUCCACGUUACUCUAAUUUGACCUUGCAAGCUCUGCUAGUGCUGUUGAAAAAGCAGCCACCAAAAGGUCGUAAAUUAUUGAUUUUGGUUACAUCGAGCAGACGAGAGGUUUUAGAGGAGAUGGAAAUGUUGUCUGCUUUUACUUCUGUUAUACAUGUACCUAAUCUUUCCAGUUCUGAACAUGUGCUAGCUGUUUUAGAAGAUGCCGAUCUAUUUAGCAAAGGCGAGUUACAGGCAAUUGGCAAAAAAAUAUGUGGAAAACGGGGUAUUUUUCGCCGUACGUCACAAACAGGAUCUGUUCGACUUUUCAUCGGUAUUAAAAAACUUCUCGGUCUGGUUGAUUUGGCACGGCAGACUGAACCUCAACAUCGAGCAAUUAAAUUUUUGACAAAAAUGGAGGAAGAGGGCGGUUUAGAAAUGAUGCGUCAACAGUAACUAUUUUCCAGAGACUUAAGCGUGUCCGUGCUGAAGCUCCACAAUGUUUUUUAAUUUGCAAGUUAAGUAAAAAAUAGCAUAAAAUAAAAUGCUCUGCUCUCAGAAAUCUCGUCUAUUAAGAACGAAUAUAUAUUGUUAUACGAAAAUGUUAUCAAAUUAUAAAACGAUAUUUAAAAAUGAUUCUAUUAUUAACCGUAAGCAUAUAUAUGAAGAGGAACUUUAUCUAUUAUGGAAGGAUAAUAUUAAAACUAGUUAAUUUUAAAUUGGUAUUAAAAAAAAAUCUAAAAUUAGUAAAAGGCUUCAAAAAAUUUGCAUGCCACUUGAAAUAAAUGUUCGGUCAUUAAGUUUGCUGAUAAUAGGUUCUUAAAAACAAUAUUAAUACUGAUGAUUUACUUAAGUUGAAGGUAUAACUUUUGAAAACAUUCCACAUUAAACGUCCAUUAGCUUAUGAUCUCUUGUUGAAAAAGAAAUAAAAUAAUAGCCUCAAAAUUGUAAAAGCAAUGAAUAUUCAAUUGAAUGCUUAACAAUUAUUUAACAAACAUUAAAACUUUUCUGAAAUCUCUAGACAAAUAAGCUUCAGACUGCAAAUCAUAGCUUAAUGUUUUUUCAUUUGUAACCGAAGAAUCUAGAUGUACUCAUUUUAUCACUGCUUUGGCAAAAUUCAGUACCCUCAUAGAGCACAUUGUUGCUCAGAAUAUGAAUCGAUUUAGUCAAUUGUCAUUAAUUGUUGGGAUUUUCAAAUUCCUAAAUAUUGAAAAGAACUUCCAGUACACAUUUUUUGUCAACGUCCGCAGAUCAUAUUUGGAAUUAUUGAUAAACACUUAAAUAAUUGUAAAAUCUACCUAGCAAAUACCAUGUAGUUUAUGUAUUCAGGGUUUGCUUAUCUCUUGUUUAUUGCUGAAAUUCUUAAGGAAUAAAGUUAAACUGUCUAAUUUCAACAUGGAAAAUUGUAUUGCGUGAGUUGUGGGCGAAUCUUUUGCGCUCGCCUCCGUUAUCUUUAAAACAAAAAACGACAAAAAUGAAACUUCAAUAUUUCAUAAUAUUCGGCAGGCGUGGCCGAUUCUUUUCUUUUUGGACGGAUACUAGUGCAUUAUCUGUAAAACACAACACACGCGCAUAUUUUUAUCGUUAUAUCUGUUGCAGUUUAAAAGAGACGAACAAAAAGUACGUUUUUUUUUUGUAUUUCAUAAUAGAGGUGUUGUCAGUUAACGUUGCACUGCAAAAGUGACUUUUUCCCGAUCUGGCGCAUUUUCAAUAUGAACCUGCUGUCAACUUCCCUCCAAUAUUUUUGACAAAUUUGGAGUCAACAUCUUUAUUUUUGAGACCAGCAGAUAUUUAUCCAAACGUUUAUGCUUCGAGUCCAAAUUUGAUACUGACGGAAAAUAUAUAUAUUUUAAAAGAUUUCGGAAAUUUCUUUUUGGGUUAUGCAAACAUAUUAAAAGAAUAUAUAGUAUUAUAUUAAAUGGUGGGUAUAGAAACUAAAAUUUGAUUUUGUAUAUAAUUUAUGAUCGAUAGCAGGUCACUAUAUGAAAUGGACGUAUCAUGUAAAAGUGUUGUUAAUCACACACCUCGCAGAAUUUUCACUUUCUUAGCUUGCCAAGGAAUUUUAUUGCUGUUUACCAGCUGCAUAAUAUGUGUGUGUUUCAUGACAUCGGCGGGUAAAGCA
Messenger RNA from Glossina fuscipes, 4328 nucleotides. Its product is annotated as vesicle-fusing ATPase 1. The coding region runs from base 386 to 2662 and encodes 758 amino acids. Gene Ontology annotation, cellular component: Golgi stack. Gene Ontology annotation, biological process: SNARE complex disassembly; intra-Golgi vesicle-mediated transport; Golgi to plasma membrane protein transport. Gene Ontology annotation, molecular function: ATP binding; ATP hydrolysis activity. The transcript is spliced from 10 exons. NCBI's taxonomy places the organism in Eukaryota, Metazoa, Arthropoda, Insecta, Diptera, Glossinidae. The record is from RefSeq and is a predicted model, not a curated record.